AAGUCUCCAAACGCCCGGAUAAUAAACGUGGCCUCUAUUGGUCACAUGGCUGGCAAAAUCCACCUUGAUAACAUUAACCUACGUAACGGCGCCUACAGUCCGUUCAAAGCCUACGCUCAGAGCAAACUCGCAAACAUACUGUUCACUCGGGAAAUGGCCCGACGUUUGGGCUAUAAAACCAAUAUCAAGACCUAUAGCCUACAUCCCGGUGCUGUCAACACCGAGUUGGUCCGACAUUCAAACUUGGGCUCAAUUGGCGAUAAGAUAAUGAAAUCCAUAUUUUUAUCGCCAGAAAUGGGGUCUCAGACCAGCCUUUAUUGCGCUCUUGAGGACAGUCUCGACAAUGAGUCCGGAUUUUACUACUCAAACUGUGAACGAGUGGACGCAAUGGUGUUGUCGGCAUCCGAUGACAAAACCGGAGAAGCCUUAUGGGAGUUGAGUCAGGAUAUGGUUCAACUCGAGCCACACCUACGCCUACGACCGGUUACACCUAUGGCCUGGUAG
Oppiella nova is the source of this 504-nucleotide messenger RNA. The record is from the annotation of a GenBank genome assembly. Lineage: Eukaryota; Metazoa; Arthropoda; Arachnida; Sarcoptiformes; Oppiidae.